Porites evermanni is the source of this 384-nucleotide messenger RNA. The record is from the annotation of a GenBank genome assembly. NCBI's taxonomy places the organism in Eukaryota, Metazoa, Cnidaria, Anthozoa, Scleractinia, Poritidae.
AUGAAAUUUAACAGGGUGUGGUCUUUUGGUUUGUGUACUUUUAUCCCCUUGUGCUUCACAGUUUGUGAGUUGAUUUCCCUGUUUUCCAAUGAAAAUAUUUCCACUGUUCUUUCAUUUUUCCUUUCACACAGAUUUCAAUUUUUGAUGGACUUCUUGGACUACCUCAGACUGUGGAAAGAAAGCACUGAGAACAGACCAGGAAAUUUCACCCAAAAUGCACGAGCCCGCAUGUUUCUUUCCUGGCAGACAUAUGAAGGCUUCAAACUAACACUUUUCUCAGCCAUUGAAGCUACCAAGUUCUUACUUCAAGAAGGAAUGGAGUAUGUGCUGACAGAGCGUUCCUGUCAAGACCCACUGGAGGAAUACUUUGGAAAGCAGCGUUAA